Molecule: messenger RNA, 2135 nt
Organism: Truncatella angustata
Lineage: Eukaryota; Fungi; Ascomycota; Sordariomycetes; Amphisphaeriales; Sporocadaceae
Product: cytochrome P450
Exons: 6
Coding region: 433-1854 (473 amino acids)
Molecular function (GO): oxidoreductase activity, acting on paired donors, with incorporation or reduction of molecular oxygen; iron ion binding; heme binding
Source: RefSeq, a predicted model, not a curated record
GGUCAAUCAAGCCUCCUUCCGGCCCACGCAAUAAAUACUCUUCGCGUCAUAUGCAACGUACACAUAUUGCAAAUCGCUGGCGCAAGCACAAUCCCCAGGUUGCACCAGCAGACUUGGCUCUUAUUAAUUGAACUGUUGCAGAUUGCCGGUAUAGAAUAGGACCAGGUUGUCCUUCAUGAUUGUGACCAGUCUACACGAGUCUGGGGAGUCGGACGGUUGCGACGCGAUUAUGGGAAGCGAAUCUAUUACGGCCCACAUUCGAAGCUACAUACUGAUUAUGCCUGCCCGCACGCUGAAGUGAUCCAAUACUGACCCCGGCUUAUUCUGCACGCUGCAUGCAUCUCCUCAAAGGAAAGAAUUGGCAUCGAACCAGCACUGGCAGUUAUGACCGCUGCAUGAUGAGAGAUUGCCCACAAUGGCGGAACGCUACUUAUGCACUGGACGGGUAAGAAUAAGAACGAGGCGACAAUCCCCUCAGUUCCCAUCACGCCGUCAAUUUUAACACGACUGUAUUUGGAAGUUUUGCCUACGAUGGCUUCAACGUCGCACAUCAGGGAGUUGCCCGGAUUCCCGAGAAUUUCGGUUGUUGUAUGCUAUGCAGUGGUUCUCAUUGCUCUCCUGAUAUUCUAUCGCCUAUACCUAAGUCCCAUCUCCAACGUCCCCGGACCAAGACGGGCUGCCACCACACGUCUUUGGCAUAUGUACGAGAUAUGGACAGGUCGCCAGAACCUCACAAUCCUAAGACUACACGAAAAAUAUGGCCAAUUUGUCCGGAUCGCGCCCAACGAAGUCAGCAUAGCCCAUCCUGAGGCUAUCAAAAAGCUGAUCCUCACACCUCAGUUCAAGGGCCACUGGUACAAGAUGAUGAGGUUUCCUGAUUGGAGAUUCCGAUCAACAAUGUCAAUCCUUGAGCCAAAGGAGAAGAUCGAAUUGUCCAAGCAAUUUUCCUCUGCAUACGCCAUGAGUAAUGUCAUCAAGUCAGAGGAGUAUGUCAGUACGCUUAUCGAAGCACUAACUAAAUGGAUGGACAAAUAUGCUGCGAGUCAUGAGCCCAUGGAUCUCGCCAAAUUCUUCACUUUCACUGCGUUUGAUGUCGUCGGAGAGGUCGUGUUCUCGAAGCCCUUUGGGUUCUUGGAGAAAGGUGUCGACCUCGACGAUUCCAUUUCACAGACACUAGGCUUUGAGCGCUACAUCUCCGUUGCUGCUUUCGUCCAGUUUUUACAUAACUUCCUGAUAGCCAACCCUUUCGUUACUUGGCUAGAUAUCAUUCCUACCAACUAUCUCGUCAAGACAUCAAAUGCGGCCCUAGAUGAGCGCAAGAAAAAUGAGGAUGCACGUUUCGAUUUUGUAGCUCAUUGGCUGAAAGCCCACGAGCGGAAUCCGGGCAAGCUGCCCUAUCGUGAUCUCCAGGCUGCCGUAAUGGCCAACGUUGGCGCUGGGUCAGACACAAUCUCCUGUGCCCUUCAGUCUACUGUCUACCACAUGAUCCGACACCCGAAUGCAUGGAGCCGCGCUCGCCAGGAGAUUGACCAGGCCAUACAGGGAGACGAAAUCUGCCGCGAUCGCAUUAUAUCAUAUGCCGAUGCGCAGCAAUUACCAUAUCUACAUGCCUGCAUCCGCGAGGCUCUACGUAUCUUUCAUCCCGUAUCUAUGGGGACGCCAAGAGUAGCGCCCACGGGUGGCAUCACCAUUGGCGGCCGCUUCUUCCCAGCUGGGACGAUACUCUCGCUCAACACAUUCAGCAUGAACCUGUUGAAGGAGGUCUGGGGACCAGAUGCGCAAGAGUACAAGCCGGAGCGAUGGAUGGUGGAGGAUACAACCGAGCUUGAGAAGAAGUUCCUUCCUGCAGGUUAGCUCAACUCUUCACGCCUACCUUUGCUAACCCCUCACAGUUCUCGGGGGGUAUUGGCGCUUGCGCGGGUCAACAUUUAGCAAGGAUUGAGGUAUACAAGAUUAUGGCGACUCUCAUUCGAGACUACGAUAUCGAUCUGGUGCAUCCGGGGCAGGAGUGGACGUACCGUGCUUAUUUCACUGUUGUUCCUGGCGAUUGGCCUGUAUAUAUCAAGAAGAGGAGUGCUUAAUGUAAUUGGGUAAGUGCGUGCUCUUAGAGAACACUUUUGCCAGACACACAAGCU